Molecule: messenger RNA, 3465 nt
Organism: Chroicocephalus ridibundus (black-headed gull)
Lineage: Eukaryota; Metazoa; Chordata; Aves; Charadriiformes; Laridae
Gene: PANK4
Product: pantothenate kinase 4 (inactive)
Exons: 19
Coding region: 1-2349 (782 amino acids)
Biological process (GO): coenzyme A biosynthetic process
Cellular component (GO): cytosol; nucleus
Molecular function (GO): ATP binding; pantothenate kinase activity
Source: RefSeq, a predicted model, not a curated record
AUGAGGCCAGGCGAGGAGUGGGUCGCGCUCAAAAUGGCGGAGCGGGGCGGGCGCGGCAGUGGCGGUCACGGCAGUUUGGACAAGAGCAUCACCCUCCCGCCCGACGAAAUCUUCCGCAACCUGGAGAACGCCAAGCGCUUCGCCAUAGACAUCGGUGGUUCAUUAACCAAGUUGGCUUAUUAUUCAACUGUGCAGCACAAAGUGGCAAGAGUGAGAUCCUUUGAUCAUUCUGGAAAGGACAUAGAAAAUGAACCUCUGUAUGAAAUAUCAGUUCAGGAGGAGAUUACAGCUCGACUUCACUUCAUUAAAUUUGAAAACACUUACAUUGAAACCUGCCUAGAUUUCAUCAAAGACCAUCUUGUCAACACAGAGACAAAAGUCAUCAAAGCUACAGGUGGUGGUGCCUAUAAAUUCAAAGAUCUUAUUGAGAAGAAAUUGGGGUUGAAGGUAGAUAAAGAAGAUGUAAUGACCUGCCUAAUUAAAGGAUGCAACUUCGUACUAAGGAACAUACCCCAUGAAGUAUUUGCGUACCAGAAAGAUUCAGAUACAGAAUUCCGUUUUCAGACGAACCACCCAAAUAUUUUCCCUUAUUUACUGGUGAAUAUUGGCUCUGGGGUUUCUAUAGUGAAGGUAGAAACAGAAGACAAAUUUGAAUGGAUUGGAGGGAGCUCAAUUGGAGGUGGAACCUUCUGGGGUCUUGGAGCACUGCUCACAAAAACAAAGAAAUUUGAUGAAUUGCUGCAACUGGCUUCAAAGGGACAGCACACAAACGUUGACAUGCUGGUGAAAGAUGUGUAUGGAGGUGCCUACCAGACCCUGGGGCUAAGUGGAAAUCUGAUAGCCAGCAGCUUUGGGAAAUCUACUACAGCAGAUAAAGAAUUUUCCAAAGAAGAUAUGGCAAAAAGUUUGUUACAUAUGAUCAGCAAUGACAUUGGUCAACUUGCCUGCCUCUAUGCCAAACUCCAUAACUUAGAUAAAAUCUAUUUUGGAGGAUUCUUUAUUCGGGGUCACCCUGUUACCAUGCGCACAAUAACCUACAGUAUCAACUUCUUCUCCAAGGGAGAGGUUCAGGCAUUGUUCCUGAGACAUGAAGGCUACCUGGGAGCCAUUGGGGCAUUUUUAAAAGGAGCUGAACAAGACAAUCCAAAUCAGUAUAGCUGGGGAGAGAAUUACGCUGGGAGUUCUGGUCUUAUGAGCACAUCACCUGAUGUUUACCCUAUGCAAAGAACAAGGAGUGGUACAUUUGACAUGCUCGAAAUGGACAGGUUGGAGAGACCACUUGUUAACCUGCCGCUGCUGAAAGACCCAUCAACCUAUAUCCCAGACACCGUUGACCUCACAGACGAUGCCAUGGCCAGGAAGUACUGGCUGACCUGCUUCGAGGAGGCGCUGGAUGGGGUGGCAAAGCGAGCUGCGGCCAGUCAGCCGGACUCUGUUGAUGCACUGGAGAGAGCUGAAAAGUUCCGACAGAAAUACUGGAAUAAGCUCCAGACGCUCAGGCAGCAGCCUUUUGCAUAUGGUACCUUAACAGUUAGAAGCCUUUUGGAUACAAGGGAACACUGUUUAAACGAGUUCAAUUUUCCGGAUCCCUAUUCAAAGGUAAAGCAGAAAGAAAAUGGCAUAGCCUUAAAAUGUUUUCAAAGCGUAAUCGAAUCUUUGGAUUCAUUAGGCUGGGAGGAGAGGCAGUUUGCUCUGGUGAAAGGACUUCUUGCGGGGAAUGUCUUUGACUGGGGAGCAAAAGCAGUCUCAGAUGUUCUGGAAUCUGAGCCACAAUUUGGAUUUGAAGAAGCCAAGUCAAAACUACAAGAACGGCCCUGGUUAGAAGAUUCCUACAGUCAGUGGCUAGAGCGACUGAAGGAGGGUCCCCCUCAUAAAUGUGCCUUAAUUUUCGCAGAUAACAGUGGAAUAGACAUAAUUUUAGGCGUCUUUCCUUUUGUCAGAGAGCUCCUUUCUAGAGGGACAGAGGUUAUACUGGCUUGUAACUCUGGCCCUGCCCUAAAUGACGUCACCUACAGUGAAUCCCUGAUCGUUACUGAGCGGAUAGCGGCAAUGGAUCCCGUUAUUCAAUCUGCACUUAAGGAAGAGAAGCUGCUGUUGGUUCAGACAGGUUCGAGUUCGCCAUGUCUGGAUCUAAGCCGCCUGGACAAAGGUCUGGCCGUGCUGGUCAGAGAGCGGAAGACAGACUUGGUUAUCAUCGAAGGCAUGGGGCGCGCCAUCCACACCAACUACUACGCCGCUUUGAAGUGCGAGAGCCUCAAGCUCGCUGUCAUCAAAAACUCCUGGCUUGCUGAUCGUCUCGGGGGGAAAAUUUUCAGUGUCAUUUUUAAGUACGAAGUGCCAUGUAAAUGAUCCGCAUCUGGUCAACGGGGCGAACAGGAGCAGCAGAAUGGACUUGCACUAGUUUUACUUUAACUGUAAAGAAUGUAUUUUUAUUACAACAGGGAAAAGAGUUCACAGGAAAUUCCGUAUUUAUAUUGUGCUUUUGUGACUUAAAAAGCAACAAUAUGAUUCACUCUAUAGUAUACACACUCAAAUAUAUAUAUGUAUAUCACUCAUUGUUUAUUUUGGUAAGUGUUUAUUUUAAUGCUGCAGUAUUUGUGAUGAAAAGACUUUAUUUUUUUGUUCUGUGAGACAUUCAUAUAGAAAUAUAUUUAAAUGUCAAUGAAACCUUUUUUUAUACAUCUCUGCCUACUCUGCCAGCAAUGACAUGGCACACACCAAAUAGGUUUUUAAAGUGCUACGUGAACCUGACACUGCAUUUUCCAUGGCAGCUUUUGAACUUACCUAAAGUGUUUCAUGCUCUUUGCAGUGAGUUUGCGUGAAGGACUGAUCCACCUUCUAACCUAACCACCAUUGCUUAAGCCCUAUUUAAAACAGAACGCUGGUGAUCUGAGCGCGCGUAGCAGGCCACCGACCGGCACUAGUUUACCAACAGCUGGAAGAACGUGUAACUCCUCGUGCUUCCGCGGUUUGCUCUUGGUAACAUUUGGCUGGGAGGGGAAUUCUGCAACUCCACUAAAUUACUAGGCAGUAGGUGGAGGCCGAGUCUCACCACGUUACCCUUAAAGUGAAUGCGCGGUGCCCUGUUCAGGAAGACCCAGCUAUUUUCCUGGUGCAGGCAUGUUAGUUUCUGUUGCCUUCAGUUAUUUAAUGCUGGGACUGCUAAGAAUUAGGCUCUUUGUUCGUGCAGUGCAGUUAAAGCCAUUUCCAAGUAAAUUAAUUUGCUGGGUUUUUUUUUCUCCCUCAGAUGUGCAGUACAUAAAUGGAGUAAUUUAACCAUGAAUUUGCAAACCAACAUGUGCAUGCGUCAGUCAUUCCAGCUCUGAAAUGAAAAACAGCUUAAUUAGAACACUAUUUAAUAUGCAGCUGAGAUAACUGUUCCCUGUGAAUUCCAAAGAUUCUUCUUUGAGAGCAAGAGAGCCAUGCGAAGUACCCAUCUCUCGCUGCCUCGCCCUUGCCUGGGGA